This is a messenger RNA of Effrenium voratum, 705 nucleotides long. The record is from the annotation of a GenBank genome assembly. Lineage: Eukaryota; Dinophyceae; Suessiales; Symbiodiniaceae.
AUGCUCACCAUCCAGGAUCUACACGUCUUUCAUGGUCCGAUUGAAGCGGUCCAUGGCAUUUCCCUUGAAGUUGAAAAGGGCAAGUGCAUCUCGCUUCUGGGACCGAACGGUGCCGGAAAGACAUCGACUAUUUCGGCGAUUACCGGGAUUGCCCGCUCGACCGGUCUCAUUCGUUUCGAGGGCCGGGAUCUUUCACGCGAAAGCGUGGAAGCCCGCAUAGCCGCCGGAAUUGCCGUUUCUCCGGAGGGGCGGCGCAUCUUUUCCAAUCUCACUGUUCUGGAAAAUCUCACACUCGGUGCAGCCCUGCAGAAGGAUGCAGCGGAGAAGGCAAAAGAUACCGACCACUGGUUUUCUCUGUUUCCGAUCCUUGCAGAGCGCCGGGACCAGUCCGCCGGAACACUGUCUGGCGGUGAGCAGCAAAUGCUUGCGAUCGCGCGUGCGCUUAUGGCACGCCCGAAGAUACUAUUGCUGGAUGAACCGAGCCUGGGUCUGGCGCCCAAGAUUGUGCGGCAGAUAUUCGAUCUGAUCGCCGACCUGAAAGCCCGGGGCAUGACGAUCCUUCUGGUCGAACAGAAUGCGACGCAGGCGCUCAAGCUUGCGGAUUACGCCUAUCUCAUGAGUUCCGGCCGGAUCGUCGCGCACGGAACGGCCGAUGACCUGGGCAAGAGCGACAAGCUGAUGGCAGAGCUGACGGGGGUUGCCUGA